AUUUCAGACUUGAAUAUGGAGAUGUAUGAUGUCCUUGGAAAAGUGGGAGAAGGAAGUUAUGGAGUGGUAAUGAAAUGUAAACACAGGGAAACAGGUCAUAUAGUUGCCAUUAAGAUAUUUUAUGACAAGCCAGAAAAAUCUGUCAACAAAAUUGCGACGAGGGAGAUAAAGUUCCUAAAGCAAUUCCGUCAUGAGAACUUGGUCAACCUGAUUGAAGUCUUUAAACAGAAAAAGAAAAUUCACAUAGUGUUUGAAUUUAUUGAUCAUACCAUUUUAGAUGAACUCCAACAUUACUCUCAUGGACUAGAUAGCAGAAGACUUAAAAGGUAUCUCUACCAGAUUUUUCGAGCUAUUGACUAUCUUCACAGCAAUAAUGUCAUACAUCGUGAUAUCAAGCCAGAGAACAUUUUAGUUUCACAGAGUGGAAUUACUAAACUUUGUGAUUUUGGAUUUGCUCGAAGUUUAGCAGCCCCUGGUGAUGUUUAUACUGAUUAUGUGGCCACACGGUGGUACAGAGCUCCAGAGCUGGUACUGAAAGACACAACAUAUGGGAAACCUGUAGACAUCUGGGCUUUAGGUUGUAUGAUCAUUGAGAUGGCCACUGGCAGUCCCUAUCUACCUAGCAACUCUGACUUAGACCUACUUCAUAAUAUUGUGACCAAAGUAGGCAACUUGACACCUCAUCUUCAGGAUAUUUUUAUAAGGAGUCCAUUUUUUUCUGGGAUGGUCCUUCCUGACGUUCAGCACCCUAAAAGUGCAAGGAAAAAGUAUCCAAAGCUUUCCGGAUUACUUGCAGAUAUGGUUCAUGCUUGUUUGCAAAUGGACCCUGCAGAUAGGAUAUCCUCUGCUGAUUUGUUGAAGCAUGAAUAUUUUACCAGAGAUGGGUUUGUUGAAAAAUUCAUACCGGAACUGAAUGCCAAAUUGCUACAAGAAGCAAAGCUGAGUUUUCUGUCAAAAUUCAGAGACAAUAAUAAAGCAUCUGAACAAAUUGAAGGUGAAAAGAAAAUGGCUAAUAUUAAUGUGCUUCAGAAUGGCCCAGUUGUUGGGAAGGAUACUGAAAAGAUCAAAAAGGCAAAGGAGAUAAAGGUCAAAGGUAUCAAAAUGAAAGGAUUAAAAUCUGAACUCUCCGAGAUUAAAAAGACUGAACAAGAAGAUAAAACUGGACAGUGGGGUGCUUUGUCUCAGAAUGCUCUGAAUGUUCCUCAUGAGAACAAACCUGCAAGCAGAGAUGGAACUGCCCUGCCAUCACCUGGCACUGAUGCUGGUUGUGCAAAGGAAGAUGCUUCACAAGCUCCUCCUGUGAUAAUGCCUCGCAUUCACCCAAAUUGUGGAAAUCUUACCACAAACUUCAGCUCACACUAUCUAUGUUCUAACUCAAGACUACCAGAUAAAGCAAAGAAAAGGCGAAGUCCUUGGCCAUCAGUGGUACAAGGAAGUCCUAAUAACCGUCAGGAGGAAGGGAGUAUAAGUCAAAACCCAAUAGAGAAGGUCUCCCUAUAUGAAAGAACUGCUCAGAUUGAUGGAAUGGUCAACACAAACAGAAAGAAGCGCAAUAUUUCAAGAUGUGAGAAGAGAGACAUUCACUUUCCUGAACUGACAGCAGCAGGACAACAAAAACAGCUGAAAGGAAUGGAAAUUAAACAGGUAAGAGUGCUGAAGAGGGGAUCAAAGAAAUCUGAAGUAUCUAAAAUACCAUCUUUACUAAAUGUGGAUCAGAAUCGUGAAAAACAAGAAGCUAAAGAAAUUUUGACGAAGGAAUCCAAUGUGCAAGAAGUGCGAUGUCCAGUCACAGUUUGUGGAGAUGUCCAUGGACAAUUUCAUGAUCUCAUGGAACUUUUCAGAAUUGGAGGCAAAUCACCAGACACAAAUUAUUUGUUUAUGGGGGACUAUGUUGACAGAGGAUAUUACUCUGUUGAAACAGUGACACUUUUGGUAGCUCUCAAGGUCCGUUAUCGUGAACGCAUUACUAUCCUUCGAGGGAACCACGAAAGCAGACAGAUCACUCAAGUAUAUGGCUUCUAUGAUGAGUGUUUAAGGAAAUAUGGAAAUGCAAAUGUUUGGAAAUACUUCACAGAUCUUUUUGAUUAUCUUCCUCUAACUGCCUUGGUGGAUGGACAGAUUUUCUGUCUACAUGGAGGACUUUCCCCAUCUAUAGAUACACUGGAUCAUAUCAGAGCACUUGAUCGCCUGCAAGAAGUUCCACAUGAGGGUCCAAUGUGUGACUUACUUUGGUCAGACCCAGAUGAUCGUGGUGGUUGGGGCAUUUCUCCUCGAGGAGCUGGUUAUACUUUUGGGCAAGAUAUUUCAGAAACUUUCAACCAUGCUAAUGGCCUUACAUUGGUUUCAAGAGCUCAUCAGCUGGUAAUGGAGGGAUACAAUUGGUGCCAUGAUCGAAAUGUAGUAACAAUUUUCAGUGCUCCAAAUUAUUGUUACCGUUGUGGAAAUCAGGCUGCAAUUAUGGAACUUGAUGAUACUCUAAAAUAUUCAUUUUUGCAGUUUGAUCCAGCACCACGCAGAGGUGAACCACAUGUUACUCGUCGUACCCCAGACUACUUCCUGUAAUGAGAUUUUACACUUGUACAGUAUUGCCAUGAACCAUGUGUUGACCUAAAGGAUAUAGGAAGAGCAACUGUAACUCCAAAAUGUCAGAAAACAUUUAACAUUCAAACCUGUUCACAUGGACCAAAAGAUGUGCCAUAUUGAAUACAAAAACAUCUUGUCUGUCAGCGACUGUGACCACUUUAGAAUGAACCAGUUCAUUGCAUGCUGAAGCAACGUUGUUGGUCAAGAAACCAGUUUCUGGCAUAGCUCUACUUGUAGUUACUUUUGCUUUCUCUGAGAGACUGCAAAUAUUAAGAUGUAGACAUUUAACACCUCGUGAAUACAAUUAACUUUCCAUUAGCUAUAGCUUUCCAGCAUGACUGUAGAUAAGGAUAGCAAUCAAUUAUUGAAGCUUAAUGAACAUUUUUAAAUAAGUACCAAGACUGAUUCUUACUUGUGUUCUGAAACUUUGUUUAUUUUCAGGGAAAACUCAUUAAUUUAAUUGUAUGAUUAUGUUCGUCUGCACUCAGUUUCUCCCACAUGUUCCCUAUACAAUGUCCUUUGUACUUGUCCAUCAUAGUGAAUUGUUUUGAACAGAACCGGCUUUUUUUCUGUAAGACGUUGCUGCAGAAGAGUGCUGCAGCAUUUUUUCAUAAUAAACUUGUGAAGUAUAGAAAACCAGUGACUUUUAACUGUAUUGCAGGCCAGUGCCAUGUUGUGUUUAAUAAAUAUGACUAGCUUUUA
Messenger RNA from Eublepharis macularius, 3285 nucleotides. RefSeq names its product serine/threonine-protein phosphatase 2A catalytic subunit alpha isoform. Gene Ontology annotation, molecular function: protein kinase activity; protein serine/threonine phosphatase activity; ATP binding. Gene Ontology annotation, cellular component: cytosol. NCBI's taxonomy places the organism in Eukaryota, Metazoa, Chordata, Lepidosauria, Squamata, Eublepharidae. The coding region runs from base 16 to 2562 and encodes 848 amino acids. The record is from RefSeq and is a predicted model, not a curated record. The transcript has 18 exons. Gene Ontology annotation, biological process: peptidyl-serine dephosphorylation; mitotic cell cycle; protein phosphorylation.